Coregonus clupeaformis (lake whitefish) is the source of this 2118-nucleotide messenger RNA. RefSeq names its product ubiquitin-conjugating enzyme E2Kb (UBC1 homolog, yeast) (gene ube2kb). The coding region runs from base 657 to 1259 and encodes 200 amino acids. Gene Ontology annotation, cellular component: nucleus. NCBI's taxonomy places the organism in Eukaryota, Metazoa, Chordata, Actinopteri, Salmoniformes, Salmonidae. Gene Ontology annotation, biological process: protein polyubiquitination; proteasome-mediated ubiquitin-dependent protein catabolic process. Gene Ontology annotation, molecular function: ubiquitin conjugating enzyme activity; protein binding. The transcript has 7 exons. The record is from RefSeq and is a predicted model, not a curated record.
UCAUAACAACAGGGAAGAUGCUGGGGAUGUCACCUCUCAUGGUGGUUCACUAUCGACCAUAAUCAAUCUAUUAUACAGAUAGCACAGACAAUGAGAAUUAGUGACAACAAUGCACUGUGCGUGUGUCAGAGAGAGAAUUUCCUAAACUGUGUGCGGCUACAAUGUAUCAAUUGUGGUUGACAAGGCCCAAUAUAACCUUCGUAGUUAUAUUAAUGUUACAUAUGAUUAGUGUUAUAUAUUAUUUACAGUUACGUGUGAGAAAGUUAUGUAUUCACACCAUUCCAUCAUAUUAUCACAUGACUCAAAGCAGAGGAACAGCAGUGGUUGACAAAAACAAACAUUUCUCUUUCUAGCUAUUGCCACAAACGAAAACGUUUUCUAGUAGUUCUGUGGCAACUGUGUUUUAUAUUUCCAUACUCAGGUCUGUGCGCACGCAAUUUGAGGGUCGCAAUCGCCAUUUAUUUUCAAGAAAGGGGUGCUGUGUUUUUGAAGAGGGGAAAGAAAGAAAGGAGAGUGAACGAAACCCGACGAGACAGAGCAAAGGGGGGGAUUGAGAGUCGGAACAGAAGAAGCUAUCCACACGGCGACCGGAGUGGACCGAGGCCCGAACCAGGUGUUAAUAUCCCGCUUACAGGAAGGAGGGAGACGGCAGAGCCAUGGCGAAUAUAGCGGUCCAAAGGAUCAAACGGGAGUUCAAAGAAGUUCUGAAAAGCGAAGAGACAAGUAAAAACCAGAUCAAGGUGGAUCUGGUCGAUGAAAACUUCACAGAGCUGAGAGGAGAGAUAGCAGGACCACCCGACACGCCGUACGAAGGUGGCAGAUUUCAACUGGAAAUCAAAAUCCCAGAAACGUAUCCCUUUAACCCUCCCAAGGUGAGGUUCAUCACUAAGAUCUGGCACCCUAACAUCAGCUCAGUAACAGGAGCCAUCUGUCUGGACAUCCUCAAAGACCAGUGGGCAGCAGCGAUGACCCUGAGGACGGUACUGUUGUCCCUCCAGGCUCUUCUGGCAGCAGCUGAACCAGACGACCCGCAGGAUGCAGUAGUGGCCAACCAGUAUAAGCAGAACCCAGAGAUGUUUACGCAGACAGCCCGGUUAUGGGGUCAUUACUACGGUGGAGCCCCUGUACCUGGUCCAGAAUACACAAGGAAGAUAGACAAACUCACUGCCAUGGGCUUCGAUAAGAAUGCUGUAAUAGCGGCCUUGUCUUCUAAAUCCUGGGACGUGGAGACGGCAACAGAACUACUUCUUAACAACUGAGACCCAGCAAGAAACCCCUCGGACCUCAUCUCCCUUCUCCUUGUGGUGCCCUCCGAUGCCUUUUACCCACACCCCAAACUGAGCCUUUUUCCUAGGGGAGAUGUCGUACAGUUUCACCCCCCGCCUCCCCCCCCCCGUCCAGUCCAAUACACUACCUAGUAUCUUUUCAACUCACCCCUCUUCUCUCCCUCAAUAUAUUCCUGGGCCCAAACAAUCCCUUUAUUUUGCUGCUUCUCAUCUGUUCUGAUCCAUCUCCCCUCUCACGCUCUGCUUUCCCAGACCAAUCCUGUGUACAUAGUCUCUUUUCUCGACAAGGAAGAUACUCCUCUUCAUCAGCAGAGCAAACCACCGACGUCUGGAAUCUAUAUUUUGUAAGAAAAAGGACACAAAAAGACUUCCCCCCCUCUUUUCGCUGUUACGCCUCAAGUAUUGCACGAUGAUGACCGUGAAGCAGAAGAAAGUCCCCUACUCUGUCGUGCAGUGCUUACUACCCCCACAGGGUUCUGGUCAAAAGUAGUGCACUAUAAAGGGGAUAGGGUGCCAUUAUUUUAAAAACGCAGCCAGAGUUGUUGCAUCUCUGGAGUUAUCAGUUUUUGAUUUUGUUUUCUGAAGGAAGCAGCCCGUCGGACCUGGGUUCAGAUACUAUUUGAAAUCUUUCAGCGUUUGCUCUGGAGUGCCAGCUGGGUUAAGGUUGAGAGUAUUUCAUUGGCUCGUGAAGCCAGGCAAGCUCAAUCUAACACAGAUAAAGGGUUUGAAAUGAUAUUUUAACCCGGGUGUGGCCGGCGUACAAUCGCAUGAUUAUUUAUUGUGAAUGUCACGUUACUUUGAUUAAAAAAAACAACAACCUGGAAAAUCGAAA